Coregonus clupeaformis (lake whitefish) is the source of this 3838-nucleotide messenger RNA. RefSeq names its product vesicle-associated membrane protein 4. The record is from RefSeq and is a predicted model, not a curated record. Gene Ontology annotation, cellular component: membrane. Gene Ontology annotation, biological process: vesicle-mediated transport; Golgi ribbon formation. The transcript has 8 exons. Lineage: Eukaryota; Metazoa; Chordata; Actinopteri; Salmoniformes; Salmonidae. The coding region runs from base 758 to 1393 and encodes 211 amino acids.
UGGGGACACGCCUGACACAGCUCUGAGAGGCUACACCGAACACAAACACUCAGCCGGGCCGGUGCGUAGAAAGGAACAGCUGGCGACCUGCUACUGAUAACCGACCAGACAUCACCCGCCCCCCUGCGCUUCUCUCUCGCUCUCACGUUCAACGAGAGACAGACAACAACGCAGUUGUGCGGGGUGCUGGUGGGGACGUCCGCGGCCAUGGAGGGAAAUGUUUUAUCCUUUGGACUGUCUGCGUGCAGCAGUGAAAACUCAUUUGAAUCUGCUGGGGACUCGCGAGCUAUUAAAUGUAUAAUAUGCGACAUGUUCGUUGUUGUCACGGGGAAAGGUCCGAUGGAUACCUUCAUUUGUGAAAAUUUUAUUGAACUUGAUGCAGCUAAAGAAAGGAUUAUUACUCUUCAUGAAGAAAUAAAACAUUUGACCAAGCGCCUUGAACUGAAUAAGGAUUCUAUGAGAAUAUCGGCAUCUUUAAAUGCUUCCUAUCAAAACAUCCAAGAGGAUCAUAAUGGGACCUUCCUGGACUAUGAUCAAUUUCUGCCACUGCAGCCCUCUACUAGCUUGAACCAGAAAAUGGCUGCUCACUGUUCGACUCCAGGUGAGCGUAAAUGGAUGCGUGUCGGAACCAGAAAGAAGGAGAAGAAUCGUUCUCGGCGUGCCUGCCUUCUUCCCCUGCGUCUGGGCUUAAGACCUUUCAAAUAUCUUUGAGCCCCUGUACCAGCUGUCCUCUGUCGGGGGCUUGGGUGUUCCCUCCAUGGCUGCGGAUGACCCUCCAGCUACCUCUCCCUGUCCUAGUCAAUCAACUGCCUGGGCACAGCCUGGACCACCGCGGCCCCCCUCCGCUGGGCCGUACUCUCUGUAUCAGAGCUCUGUCCCUUUGGUGGUUGUGGCCUGCAUGCAGCCGGCGUCUCAGCAGCCCUCUUCUCAGAGGGAACCAGAGCGGGAGGAGCAGCCUGAAGACGCCAACAUGCCUCCCAAGUUUAAACGACACCUCAACGAUGAAGAGGUCACCGGAUCCAUACGCAGCGAGAGGAGGAACCUGUUGGAGGAAGACUCUGAUGAAGAGGAGGACUUCUUCCUGAGGGGACCAACUGGACCCAGAUUUGGAGCCGGAAAUGACAAAAUCAGACAAGUUCAGUCGCAGGUUGAUGAGGUCAUUGAUGUGAUGCAGGAGAACAUCUCCAAGGUGAUCGACAGGGGAGAGAGACUGGAGGACCUGCAGGACAAGUCAGAGAGCCUAUCAGACAACGCCUCAGCCUUCAGCAGCCGAGCCAAGCAGCUGCACCGGAGGAUGUGGUGGAGAGAUAUAAAGAUGAAGGCCAUCAUAGCUCUGGUGGUGGUCGUUCUGUUGCUUAUCAUCAUCAUUCCAGUGAUCUUGCGGUAUCGCUAGUGUCUCGCCAGGAUGAGGAAGAAUCUCUCUCAAUCCUUCUCCUCCUCCUCUUCCUCCCAUUCUCCUGCACAAAGCCCUCCACAUCAGCUAGGGGACACAACCCGCGCCAGCCUGCGUGGCUCUGGGUAGAAGUUGCCCCUAACCACAGAUCUAGGAUCAGCUCACUCUCUCCCAAUGCUAACCUUUACCAUUAGGAUGGAAAACACAAAACUGACCUAAGAUCAGUGUCUACUAGGGACCACUUCAUCCUACUCUGUGAGUCAGGGCCAAGGGUGACACAGGAAGCAUUACGUUGGUGUUACGUAAGGGUUGGGAUUGCAUCCCAAAUUAUACCUUAUUUAGGGAAUAGGGAAUGCUGCCUGUGUCUCAGACGCCUAAUCAAACUAAAGGAGAACUCCAUUCAGUACAUAGUACAUAUCAGCUAGUCAUUAAGGUUACAUUUCAUAUCAUGUAGUCAGACUGAUUCUAAUGAUAGUGAGACUUUCAGUCAAUCUGUCUGCUCCAGUCAGUCAGUCCAUCAGCAGCUUAGAAACAGGUUAUACAGGACUUGUAGCACACCAAAAUAUUUGAAGACUAUAAGAAUGUAACCCCUACUACCACCACCACCUCCCAUCUCACAUGUUUAGAAUGCUUUCAAGGUUAAACUGAAAAUGAGGCAAUGGCUAAAUCUCAAUACUCUACAGUGGCCUCCUCAACUUGUCUCCUUUCCUUCUUUUAUUUUCUUCACCCAGUUUGAUCUGACACUAGCAGGACUGGUUCUAGCCAGUGAGAGGAAGCCACUGUGGAAUAUUGGGACACAGUGUGUCCUACUGACAUGUGUUACUGCUUGGCCACUGCUGAUCUCAUUUCCUGUUAGUAACGUUAGGCUAGCUGUCUCUCCAGAUGGUUGAAUUUUAUUGUUAUUGUUUCUGUGAUGUUAUUGAGUUCUGUUGGAAGAUCAAUGUGAAGCUUAUGAAUGUCUGCUGCUAUUCCCAUUACCCCUGAGGAGCUAAGGGACAGACACUGUUCAUUCCACUGCAACUGCUGGAGGCUGGAGCUGUCUGGUACCACUGGUUUAUUGUGUGCCUGCAUGGGUGAUUUUCCCAGUCUGCCCUUUAUGCCGAUUGCGUGCGCCCGGUAUCCAAACAUGCAUGGCUUGUGAUGUGGGUCACUGGUCGAGUGUGUGUAGCAAGCUACCUAGUUUAAAUGUCAACAGUACUGCCACACCACAGUAGCAUAACAUUUGAAUAACACUUGAUAAUACUUGAUUUAGAUCAUCAAUAUUCGGUCUGGUUGGCUGACGUGCAGCAGCACUUUUAUCAUUUUUUUUUUUUAUAGAAUCAUAGCCUUGGGAAGGGUGCUGGAGGUGCUGCAGCACCACUGAUACAUUGAAAUAAAUGUGCCAGAGUUAUAUAAUUACAGCUGUCUGUUCAGAAAGAAAUGUAAUAAUUCAGAAUAGUCUACUACACCAUGAGUAGGCCUAUAAUUUAGCCACAGAGGAUCAAUAGCUUCUUUUUUAUAUUUUUUAAAUAUCCUAGCUGUGGAUUGUAGCCCAAUAACAAGGCAUAGGCUACAGCCGGGAACGCGCUGCAAAUCUGCCAGGGAACAGCAUGCAGACAAAACAGGCCUUUCGUAAUAUUUCAAAUACAAUCGUAGGAAAACACAGGUUGGAAAGCAAAUGGCUCCUGCUGAAAAAAGAACACUAAUCUGUCUGCUGUAGGAUACCAAAAUAUUUUAUCAACUUCCAAAAAAGGCAAUUAAGCGAACAUUGUUUACAAGAGAGAGAUAGGCUUUUGGCAUGAGCGCAUCGGCCAUCGCGGCGAGUGAGCUGCGCAUCAUUGCUCAUUGGGUAAGUCAGUGAAACUGGAAACUUUUUUAAAGACUAAUUUCCUCCUCAUAUUGUACAAUAUGUGUGUCUACACACACCUAGGCCUAGGCUAUUGAUGGAUUCAAGACGAGGUCGUUUUUAAUGAUCUCAGUUUGUCAGUGUCAAGGUAGCCUGUCAUUUCGAUCAUUUGUGCGGUAUUUAAAAAAAGAUUCUGCCAAAGUCUGCAGUCGUGUAGAAUUGCAUGAAAUGCGUUUAUAAAAUGCCCAAUUUUUCUUGCUUACAAUUUGUGACGAGUGUGUUGUUGCAGAAAUAAAUAAGCCUAUGCUCAAAACAUUGUUUUAUCGCAAAUGAGGCAGUUAGUGUGUUUUUUUUCUUCAUUUUGAGUACCUGCCCCCUGAAAGGUCUGUGCAAGGCCCCGGGUGUAACACUGCCUAAUGUGAGAACAGCACAGUAUCUAGCAUAGCAGUAUAUACAAUAACCCCUACAUCAUCAUUCCUUUUUUAAAUCUUUUUUUUAAAUGUAAUUUAUUUUAGGUGUAAAUAUUGAUCUAUAAUGAUGUAUUAUACUCUGUCAUUACAUUGGCAAACUGUGAAAUACUGUAAUGUUUCUCUAACGUAAUAAAAUGAUUUUAAAGAGUA